AUGGCGGGGAUGAUCCAGAGCAGCUUGCUAGUAUUCGACGGAAAGAAUUACGAUGACUGGUGUGUGAAGAUGGAUGUUAUCUUAGGCUUUCAAGAAGUUGACGAAAUUGUCAAGAGAGGAUUUAAAGAACCCUCAAAAGGGGGCACGGAUGAAGCAAAGAAAGUCUACAAAGAAAAUGAGAAGUUGGACUGUAAGGCACGCAUGCUCUUGCAUCAAUGUGUUUCUGCAACGAUAUUUCAGAAAGUGUCAAGAGCAACAACAACCAAGGAAGCUUGGGAUAUAUUACAAGAUGGAUAUGGAAAUUCAGGAAGGGUGAAGAAAGUGAGACUACAAUCGCUGCAAAGACAAUAUGAGCUCUUGAGUAUGGGAGAGCAAGAAACCAUUGAAGAAUAUAUUGGCAGAAUUCAGGUGGUUGUUAAUGCGAUGCAAGCGUGUGAUAAAGUGGUGAAAGACAGAAAGAUCAUUGACAAAAUCUUGCAAACUCUGACACCCCAGUACAAUCACAUUGUGGUGGCGAUCGAAGAAAGCAAAGAUUUGGGAAUUAUGAAAAUUGAAGAGCUACAAAAUUCUCUUGAAGCUCAUGAGCAACGCCUGGUAGAGAGCAGAGUGGCAGAAAAAAAUGCUAUACAAAGUACAAAUCAGGCACUGCAAGCUAGAAGCAGCCAAAUCUACAAGAGUCGCGGAACUGGCAGAGGCAAAGGAAGAUUGCGUGGUGGUCGAAAUGGAGGCAGAUUCGCUAAUACUUUCGAACUGACCAAAGAUGACAUCAACAACGAACAAAAGGAAGGAAAUUAUAGAGGAAGAGGAAAGUACAGAGGAAGAGGAGGCAGAAAGAACGUUGACAAGAGAAAUGUACAAUGUUUUACGUGUAAUAAAUAUGGCCAUUACUCAUCUGAGUGUUGGCACAUUGAAAACGCUAAGAAAGAAAAGAGUGAUGAGGCGAAUCUUGCAAAAGAAGAAUUGGAAUCGGAUUUUGAUCACGUUUUGUUGAUGAGCGUCGCAAUACAUGACAGAAACGAUGACAGCUGGAGAAUUGCACAGGAAAGACAUGUUCAAGAGACAAGUGGGGUAACAGACGAGUGUCUAAGAAAGACCGACCGAACAGGACAUGUGUCGCUUGCUGGAGAAACAAGCCACGAAGAUGAGAAACGUUGUGGUAUUUAG
Vigna umbellata (rice bean) is the source of this 1164-nucleotide messenger RNA. RefSeq lists its product as uncharacterized. Gene Ontology annotation, molecular function: zinc ion binding; nucleic acid binding. The record is from RefSeq and is a predicted model, not a curated record. NCBI's taxonomy places the organism in Eukaryota, Viridiplantae, Streptophyta, Magnoliopsida, Fabales, Fabaceae.